AAUACAAUAAUUCUUAAUACCUAUUUCCUUAUUGUAUUUUAAUUGAUAUUCUAAUCUGUUUGUUUUAUCAACAAUGUGUUGCAUAAUCAAAGAUUAACAUAAAUUAUAAGCAUUCUCUAUGCUCAUUUGCUUAAAAGUGGAAGUGCUACUUUUAAUUCGUUUUGUUCUAUUUUCAAAAUAAAACAAUAACUAAUAACCUGUGUGGUGAACUAAGAAAAUAUUAAUAAGUUUAGUAAGAAGCAUUUGAGAGCAGAAUUAAUUCUACAAAUAAAUAUGGAAAACCCCAUAGUAACUGUAAAGCAAGGGAAAUUGAAGGGUGCGGUGAAGAAAUGUUUGGAUGGAUCCCCUUACUACAGUUUCAAAGGCAUUCGCUACGGCCAACCACCCAUUGGGGAGCUGCGGUUUAAGGCACCAUUACCAGUGAAGCCAUGGUCGGGUAUACGCGACGCGAUCGAGCACGGCCCAGUCUGCCCUCAAUUCGACAUGAGCAUUUUAGAUGUCGUGGAAGGCAGCGAAGACUGCCUCAGUUUGAACGUAUACACGAAGUCUCUACAACCCAGCUCCAAACUACCCGUGAUGGUCUACAUUCACGGAGGCGCAUUCUUGUCAGGAUCUGGUAAUUCUGACACUUACGGCCCAGAAUUUUUCUUCCAGCACGAUGUGAUCCUUGUUACUAUAAACUACCGGCUAGAAGUAUUAGGUUUCCUAAGUCUGGACACCCCUGAAGUUCCUGGUAACGCUGGUAUGAAGGACCAAGUUCUAGCUUUACGAUGGAUAAAAGAAAAUAUAAGCACAUUCGGAGGAGACCCUGACAAUAUCACUUUAUUUGGAGAGAGUGCCGGUGCUUCCUGUGCCACAUUGCACAUGCUCUCCCCAAUGUCACAAGGAUUGUUUGAUAAAGUCAUAACACAGAGUGGGUCCUGUUUGUCGUACUGGUCGAUGUUCCACGAGCCCGUAGCACGAGCAUUUAGAGGUGCGAAAGCAUUAGGUAAAGAAGCAAAGGAUUUAAAUGAAUUACUAAAUUAUCUGAGAGAAGUCCCUGCUGUGGAACUAGCGAGGCUCUCACUCAAAACGAGGACAGCGGACGAGAAAUUCAGAGGCUUACCUAUUUACUUUACUCCAACUAUAGAGAAAAAGUUUGAGGGUCAGGAACAAUUCUUAACCGAAGACCCAUUAGACUUGCUAUUGGCAGGGAAAGUAAGCAAAGUGCCCAUGAUUACUGGUUACAACUCCGCAGAAGGCUUGAUGAUGCUCAACGACCAUUUAAAGAAGAUGAAGACCCUGAAUGAACAGCCGUCAUACUUUGUGCCCAGAGACAUAGCCACGAAGGUGUCUAAGGAAACAUUAGAUGAAUUAGGACAGAGAAUAAAGAAUUUUUAUUUUGGUAACAAAGAUAUGACCACAGAAGACUGUCAAGCCAUAGUAGAUUUGCAUACAGAUAUAAACUUCACGUACCAAAUUCACAGAUUUAUGCAUUUCUAUCAAAAGUUUGCCCCAGUGUACUUGUAUAAGUUUGAAUAUUGCACAGAGUUGAAUUUCUUGAAAAGUGUCUUCGGAGUGGACAGCGUGAAGGGCAGUUGUCACGCCGAUGAUCUCUUUUAUUUAUUCCACAGCGAAAUCAGUAGAAAUGUUUAUGAUAAAAAUGAAAAGCUGCGAAAGAUUAUAUAUCAAAUGACUAAGUUUUGGGCAGAUUUCGCAAAGACUGGUAACCCAACACCUACAAAAGAGGUCGUGGAAUGGCUGCCGUACUCUCCAGCAAAUAAAGAAUAUUUAAUAUUGGACGAAGAAAUAAAACUAUCAAAUAAUUUAGACAAAGAAAGAGUUGACUUUUGGAACAAAAUGUACGCCGAUGUCGGCAUGCCUGCAAUUACUAAGUCCAAUUUAUAAUAAUAAGCGAUUAUUCUAGGGUUGUAAGGUAUUUUUAUAAAUAAUAAAAAAUAACUUGUGACUAUUUUACCAAAAACGGUAAUUUCAUAGGUUUGAAAGACUUUCUAGUCUUCUUCUAAAGUGAAGUAAGAGAAUUUCGGUAUCAUAGUUAACGACAUUUGUCUUCAUUAUAUGCAUGGUAAAUGGUGAUAUUGGCAAGAUAAAUUGUUAAACUAGUCUUAGUUGCCAAAAGCGAUAGUGGCGCCACAGUAAAAUACUCCUAUUUUGUAAAAUGUGUUUAUUCUCAAAGGGUAAUAAGAAAAUGCACUAAAUCUAUACUUCGGUAGAAUUUAUACAGUGCCAGUGAUAGAAAAUUGAUAAUUAAAAGUUAAUUAUUGGUUAGUCUCUACUUUCUGUAAAUGCAGAUUAGGGUUGCUACCUACCUAGGAGUCAUAGAAUUUUGACACAAAGUCCAUAAUUAUGAAAUGAAUGAAAAUUAGGAACUAAUACCUAAAAUUACAACUAGAUAAUGUUGAAAAACCACCCACUUUUUGCUAUAUACUGUAUGCUUUUAUUUUAGUACUCAACUAUUUUUAGAAGGGUUAUGCAUUUUACAGUUAUUUAAUGAUUGAUAUUAUACAGUUAUUGUACUUAUUGUAUAGUUAACUGAAUUGUUAUUAUGCCAUUUGUGCCUUGUUAAGACUAUAAAUAUGUAAUACAUAAUUAUUACAUUUUUUAAUUAAUAAUUUUUACAUAAAAAUAUUACAUCAUGUUUUUUAUAUUCUAAAGGGAUAGAGGUGUGUGGACUGCCUAGCGGGUUACCGGGACUCCGGCUCGAAAAGCAGGAGUAAGACUGGGGUGGUUUUUAGUCAGUAAGAGUCUGACACUCCCUCUCGCCUCGCCCAAGGCGGGAGAAGUUAUUAGUAUGAUUUUCCCGGCCUUAAAAAAGAGGUGUAACAUACUUGACCUAUUAAAUGUAUCGUCCAUUUUUGGCAGGUUAUUUUAAUAUAUUUAUAUGGUGUAUGUACAUACGUACAUAGGUAACUAUAAAUGUUAUUAAUGUAAUGACUAACCGCCGUACUAAGAGUCAUUGAAUGAUUACUUAACCCAGACCUUA
Messenger RNA from Spodoptera frugiperda (fall armyworm), 2983 nucleotides. RefSeq names its product juvenile hormone esterase. Lineage: Eukaryota; Metazoa; Arthropoda; Insecta; Lepidoptera; Noctuidae. The record is from RefSeq and is a predicted model, not a curated record. The transcript has 4 exons. Bases 274 to 1887 code for a protein of 537 amino acids.